GAGGAUAGUACCACUAACAAAGGUACAGGUAAACACUAUCGUAACCCCCCAUCUCGUACAUAUCAACGGGCGCUGGUCAGGCGAACCUACAGUAAAGAUGGAGGAGAAAUGUGGACAGAGGCGGACAGUCGUCAUAGCAAUAGAUUCCAGUCCCAACGCAAAGAAAGCAUUCCAAUGGUAUGUGGAUAACUUGCACCGCCCCGGAGAUCACGCGGUGUUGGUGACGGUAGUACACAUCAGGGAUGCCUUUACGUCAGCGCAGUGGUGCAGCCUGAUUGGUUUCUAUGACGCUGACGUCACAGCCAGGAAUAUCGAGAAACAAAGACAGGAACUAAAUCGUCAGUUACAAGAACUGGCGGUAAUGAUGAAAGACGCUAAGGUCCAUGGAACCAUAAAAUGCGUCCAUGCUGCACGUGCAUCGAAAGGAAUUCUUGCUGCGGCAGAGGACUGCAACGCCAGCUGCAUUAUAGCCGGGUCGAGAGGACUAGGGAUCUUCCAGGAAGCGAGUCUUGGCAGCACCAGUGAACAACUUGUACAUACCAGUAAUAUCACUGUGGUUGUAUGUCCAGACUGAUCUCAUCACGGUGUUACUACUUCUACAGUAGUAACUAUUCGUAUUCUUGUUCAAUUAUCUGCAUGGGAAUCAAUACACGUAUAACUGCUAUGUGUUACAGGUAAACAAGGAUAAGCUGUAGGUGGGCUCUGAUCGGCGUGACAAAAAAGAGGUCUAGAGCUGUAGAUCUUAGACAGAUGUAAAUGUGUAUGGUGUGAAUAUUAAAUGUCUUGUCUGCAAAGCAUGUGACCGUGACGGCAUUCCGAUGAAGUUCACGUCAGACGAAGUUUUAUCAAAUUUUAUACUUGAAUUAUUUACUUUUAAUGGGAAAAUGAAAAUGUUGAGGUCAAUAAUGUUUGGAGAUUUAUUACAGGUAUAAGGGUAUAAGAUUGUUGUUGCACAAUAAAUGGUUUCCAUAUUAGUAAGCAAACAUAAAAACGUGAAAAAAAUACAAAAAAAAGAAAAGUUGGCC
Mizuhopecten yessoensis (Yesso scallop) is the source of this 1025-nucleotide messenger RNA. RefSeq names its product universal stress protein PHOS34-like. The record is from RefSeq and is a predicted model, not a curated record. The transcript has 4 exons. NCBI's taxonomy places the organism in Eukaryota, Metazoa, Mollusca, Bivalvia, Pectinida, Pectinidae. The coding region runs from base 98 to 574 and encodes 158 amino acids.